CCAUGAUAUAGUAGAAAACAAAUUAAACUGCAGCAAUUUAUCAACAACUGAAUUUAUGGCUUCGGCGAAUGUAAGCACGCGUGUGUAUGAGCUGUUAGAAGCUUUAAAAAAGGAAUUUGAUGAAGUCUCUAAAAAAUCACAAAGUUCAGAGCACCACAAAGAUGAUUUUGACUAUAAAGGAGUAAUUUCAUCACAAAUUCAAGAGAUUGCUCUCAUGAAACAAACGGUAAUGGAUUUGGAGAUGCAACAAAACAAAGUCAAAGAAAGAUACGAAGAUGAAAUUGCUAGAUUAAAAACCCAACUCGAGAAUCGGAGGAAGGAACUUGCUUCGGGAACCAUAUUUGGUCGUAGAAGAAGCAGUGUUUCUAUGGGAAAGCCAGGCUUUUCUGAAUCCUCAAAAACAUCAAUAUCUGCUAAUGGAAUCAGCGGGUCUGCUCCAACAAGCUUACGCUCCCCUGCUGUUGACUCUGAUGGUACCGCCUUAGCACCUCUUCAACUCCCCAACUCAGAAUUAGCCUCUCAAGGAUACCUUGGUUCAUUUGCGAAUCCUUCAAUAGGUGGACUUGAUGGUUCUGGCGUACGAUCUUAUCCCCAAAGCUUGCCUCUAGGACAUCCUCCAGCUCCUGAAUCCGCUUAUGCUUCUUCGGGACCACUUGCUGUUGCCAGCGGUGCUAAUGGCAAGGUGAACCCACCCCUUCCAUCAGAAAUGAUUCCCACAUCUAGUUUGACAAAUAAUGAGGAGAAGGAUUGGUCUAUUUCUACUUUAAGAAAAGACAAACAAUUUCCUAUUUCUGUCAGAUUGCUUCAUACUCUGGAGCACACUAGUGUCAUUUGUUAUGUUCGUUUUAGCGCAGAUGGCAAAUACUUGGCUACUGGUUGCAACCGAGCCGCUAUGGUGUUUAGUGUAGAGACUGGUCAGCUAGUUAAUCUUUUACAGGAGGAAUCUGCUGAGCGUGAGGGAGACCUUUAUGUACGAAGUGUCGCCUUUAGUCCAGAUGGUAAAUUCCUUGCUACCGGAGUAGAAGAUCGUCAAAUCCGGAUUUGGGAUAUUGCUCAAAAACGUGUCUAUCGACUUUUGACUGGCCAUGAACAGGAGAUCUACUCCUUAGACUUCAGUAAAGAUGGUAAAACACUGAUUUCUGGUAGCGGUGAUCGUACAAUAUGUCUUUGGGAUGUUGAGGCUGGUGAGCAGAAGUUGAUUUUACACACUGAUGAUGGUGUGACCACAGUUGCCUUCUCUCCCGAUAAUCAAUUUAUUGUAGCUGGUUCCUUGGACAAAGUUAUCCGUGUUUGGACAGCUUCGGGUACUUUAGUAGAACAGUUGGUUGGACAUCAAGAGAGCGUUUAUAGUAUUUGCUUCUCACCUGACGGAUCUCACUUGGUCAGCGGUAGUCUAGAUAACACAAUUAGAUUGUGGGAGCUUCAAGCCACAAGAAGGAUACCACCCAGCUCUAUAAAAGAAGGAGGAAUAUGCAAGCAAAUAUUCAGUGGACACAAGGAUUUCAUUUUGAGUGUUGCGAUGAGCCCUGAUGGAAGGUGGAUUAUUAGCGGUUCCAAAGAUCGAACAAUCCAAUUUUGGUCUUUGGAUUCAUCAACAUCCCAGCUUACCUUGCAGGGCCAUAAUAAUUCUGUCAUUUCCGUCGCGAUUAGUCCCAAUGGACACACUUUUGCAACUGGAAGUGGAGAUUUACGUGCACGAAUCUGGUCAUAUACGGACCUUUAAAUCCUUAUUGUUCUUAAUGUGUUUUUACUCGCUUAGCCCCUUUCUCUUUUACAUUUCAUCCGUAAUGUGUUUUUGUUCAGAAAAUCUUUCAGAUUUAAAUUAUUCUUGUUCGGUUAUAAUGUGAUUGUUAACUGAUGUUAUAUACUGGGAUUUCUUCUUCCAAAUGUUCUGGUUCCGUUCCUUUUUUGAUACAAAAUUGUGAUUUUGUUUAUUCUCGCCCGUUAUUUUUUUUAUAAAAUAUGAAUAGUCACUUUUGUUUCUAUUCUUUUCUUUAAAAUUACUGUUCUUUCUUAAUUUUGUUUUGUAAACCUACAUUGCCAACUUUAUGAAAUAUAUCCAAAUUGAAUAUCUUUCUCGUUUACUUUCCUGAUA
Schizosaccharomyces octosporus yFS286 is the source of this 2095-nucleotide messenger RNA. RefSeq names its product transcriptional corepressor Tup12. The transcript has 4 exons. The record is from RefSeq and is a predicted model, not a curated record. The coding region runs from base 56 to 1723 and encodes 555 amino acids. NCBI's taxonomy places the organism in Eukaryota, Fungi, Ascomycota, Schizosaccharomycetes, Schizosaccharomycetales, Schizosaccharomycetaceae. Gene Ontology annotation, molecular function: protein binding.